AUCAUUUUGUUUUUAGACAAUUAUUUCGUUGAUUUUUUUGUGUCAAGGAAGUAAACAGUUUUUUUUGUCAUGAAUAUAAAUAAAUUUACUGUGUGCUAGAACAUGAAAUAAAAAAUACAAUUCUUUGAUAUACAAGUAAAUCGCUUCUUGUGAAUACUUUAGCUGAAAUAGGGCUACCAAUGAUGUCAUUCAUUCAGAGGCUUGCUAAAAGUCUUAGAAGUGCAAGAACAGUUGAACUUCCAGAAGAUGCCAAGUCUGCUUUUUAUAUGUUGAUGCCAAUGGUCAUUGGAAACCAGCACAAGUCUGUGGAAAAGUUACUAGAAUUUGGUACCAAAUAUAUUAUAAACUACAAGUGUGGUUUGCAUGGCUCCCGGACAUCUCUACUUCAUAUCGCCGCCAACUGCGGGUCAUAUGAAUGUUUGAACCUGUUAAUCAAGAAAGGAGCUGAUGUAAAUGCCCGGGACAUGUCUGGCUGUACACCGUUACAUCUUGCGGCCAGAAAUGGGCAGAAGAAAUGCCUUGUUAGUCUUCUAGAACAUAAAGCCAAUGUGAAGAUCAGAAGUAAUGAGGGACUUACAGUGCUUCACUGGUUGGCUGUGAAUGGUAGAGCUGAAAUGCUGAAGGACUUGUUCCAGUAUAUCAGUGAUGUGGACAUCGGGGAUGCUCAAGGUCAGACAGCUUUACAUGUUGCUUGUCAAAAUGGUCACAAGUCUACUGUACUCUGUCUUCUGGAGCAUGGAGCAGACGUCAACAGACCAAACAAUUUUGGAUGGACACCAUUACAUUUUGCUUGCAGUAAUGGUCAGCAUGACACAGCCAACUUCCUGUUGAUGAAAGGGGCGAAGAUUUCAACAGUCAGUACCCCUGUCUGUGGUGAGGAGGAAGAUAUUGCAGGAGGUAGACAGGGAGGUAGUGAUCGCACCCACACCAAAACUCCACUCGAACUCUGUGUAGAGGGCGGUUACAGUGAGACGUGUGAUAUUCUGAUCCGACAUUGGCCAAAGUUGUUCCCUCAUCUCAUCAGCAUGGUGGCUAAUAAAAACAUCAAUGAAGCAAUGGUUUUGAAGGUGCUAAAGUAUUUAUGUGUUCACAAUGACCUUGACCUGACAGUAAAAGUGUUCUCCGCACUAGCUCAUGACGCAACCAACAUUGGACAUAGUGUCUUAAGCAUGUCAACAGAUGCAGAGUCUCAAGUUUUAUGCUUACUGCGUUGUGUAAAGAUUCUUACACAGUUAUAUUCCAAGUUGAUUCGACACUACAGUAACAACAAUAUCAUCAGUGCUGACCAAGCAGAAAAUGUCUUGCUCAAAACUUUCCAGCCUCUGGAGUUGCUAUGGCAACUUAUGGAAGAAUGGCUGAGCAUAGUGAAAGAAGAAGUUCAGUGUUCUAAGACAGCUAAUGGUUCACAGCGUAAUGCUAAAUCAGCACCACCAGACCUACAGGUGGCCUCUGAGCAGACUGGGGCUGGUACCCUGUCCGAGGAUCAAGCUGUAAACCAGGCUGUGAACAGUGUUCAUGUUAAAAAUUCCAGUAAAGGUGCUACCAUGGACAACCCAUCCUUGCACCUUUGUACCGAAAGUGCUGCUGGGAAGGAUAGUGCUGUACGUCGAAGGAAACAGUUGUCUGUAGAUGGCCAUGACCUUGAUGUACUGGAGGUAAUGGUACCAAGGUUGUGUGGGGUGAUCCAUGCAUACUACCUAGUAUGUACCUGUGACAGUGGCUCAACUGAAGACACCUCAGCAAGAUUUGUACAGUUUGUUGGUGAUAAUGAAGCUUUACUGAUGUCCCUAGUAGAAAGAAAGCCAACCAUGAUAUUUGAUCAUUUUCAUUUCCUGCUGGAUGUACCAGAAAUGAUGACAGUUUUCCUGCCUAUUGUUAGAAAGCAGCCAUUUGAAUCCAGAAGAAAUUGGUUUUAUGAAAAAUUAAGUAAAGACCUGGAAGUAGAGACACCAGGGUCAGAUAACUCUCCACAACCACUAAUGGAGGAGGAAGAGGAAGCAUUGCUCAUAACUAGAGAUGCAUUGUUCCAAAGUAGUUGCUCACAAAUUUUAAAGAAGAGUCCAGAUAGAUUGAAAAGAAUGCUCAAUCUUCGCUUUGAUGGUGAGGAAGGAAUGGGUCAGGGAGUAGUGAGAGAAUGGUUUGAUGUUCUGUCAAAAGAAAUCCUUAAUCCAGACUAUGCAUUGUUUACCCAGUCAGCCGAUGGUAGUACGUUCCAGCCAAACAGUAAUUCCUCAGUAAAUCCUGACCAUCUCAACUACUUCCGGUUUGCUGGUCAGUGUCUGGGCCUGGCCUUGUAUCACAAACAGCUUAUCAACGCCUAUUUUACAAGAUCUUUCUACAAGCAUAUCCUGGGAAUACCUGUCAAUUACACAGAUGUUGUCUCAAUAGAUCCAGAAUAUGCCAAAAACUUACAAUGGAUUUUGGACCAUGACAUUACUGAUCUUGGACUAGAUCUGACAUUCUCUGUGGAGACUGAUGUGUUUGGGUACAUGGAAGAGAUGGAUCUAAAACCAGGUGGCAGUAAAAUACCAGUCACUGAAAAGAACAAAGCAGAAUAUGUGCAACUAGUCACAGAAUUACGAAUGACUCGUGCAAUACAACCUCAGAUUGACAGUUUCUUGUCUGGCUUCCAUGCAUACAUUCCACGUAAACUCGUUCGACUGUUUGACGAGUAUGAGCUGGAGUUGCUGUUGUCAGGGAUACCAGAAAUAGAUAUACAAGACUGGAAAGAUAAUACAACAUACAUUGACUGCACUACAGAAUCUAAGGCAGUGAAGUGGUUCUGGGAAAUACUGAAAGAAUUUACAGAGCAAGAGAAAGUGUUAAUGUUACAAUUUGUUACUGGAAGUUCCCGGCUUCCAUUUGGCGGCUUCAGUAAACUUACAGGAGGAGGUGGACCACAGAAGUUCUCAAUUAGUUUGGUGCCAUAUACACAAGAUCUGUUACCCACUGCCAGUACAUGUAUUAAUUUCCUGAGGCUGCCAGAUUAUCCCAGCAAAGCUCUCACCAAGGAGAAGAUUCUAGUGGCUUUACAGUGUGGUAGCCAGGGAUACGCACUGGCUUAAUGCUGUUAUUUAUAGUGAAGACUCUAUAAAGAUGUUUCUACAUGACUUCUUACGUAAAUUGCCAGUACAUAACUUGUACUAUAAACCAGUCUAUAGUACAUCACAGUUUAGCUGGACUAAAGUCAGAAAGGAAUAGAAAAUUAAAAUUAAUUUCUAAUACCAUGUACUAAAACGCAUAUUGAAUGGCUUUCAGGUCAAUAGUCAGAUAUAUUUGCCUUUGCAUCUCCGGCAGAUAAUUUUCACUUUUGAUCGGCGAACCAUUCAAAAUCUGUGUACUGGUUUAAUGUCACUUUUUAUAGUGAAAACUGCAAAACAUACUUUUUGUUUUGUUUUGUUUUUUACCUUACUCUGUAGUGGCCACACUUAAUGAUACUAUUUGUUUUGAAAUCUUUUCAUAGUUAAGUUAUUAAACACAUUGAAAUCUG
This is a messenger RNA of Mercenaria mercenaria, 3490 nucleotides long. Its product is annotated as E3 ubiquitin-protein ligase HACE1-like. Gene Ontology annotation, molecular function: ubiquitin-protein transferase activity; protein binding. The coding region runs from base 180 to 3065 and encodes 961 amino acids. Gene Ontology annotation, biological process: proteasome-mediated ubiquitin-dependent protein catabolic process; protein polyubiquitination; positive regulation of protein catabolic process. The transcript has 25 exons. Gene Ontology annotation, cellular component: nucleus. The record is from RefSeq and is a predicted model, not a curated record. NCBI's taxonomy places the organism in Eukaryota, Metazoa, Mollusca, Bivalvia, Venerida, Veneridae.